UAGAAAUAUUAAUGUAGAAAUAUUAAUGUAGAAUCAAAAAUCUGCUUAAGAUAUAAAUAUUAAUACAUUUAAAAUACAAAAACAUCUUUUGCGACGGAAAAGUUAAGGUUGACUUUUGUAGGAGAGAAUUUCUAACCGGCACAGUGUUGAGGUUAUGUUUGGAUACUGGAACUGUUUUGAGAUAUGGGAACUGACGUGUAGACAAAAAACGAACAGAUUGCGUUGACAAGUUGUAACAGAGAAGAAUAUAAGUUUUGAAGUGUUAUAUCUUGCAGUGAACUUAUUUUAUAUAUCAAAUAUGACUUCAUUUGUAGCAGAUGUGCUGGCUACAGCAGGAAAAUUGGAGAAAUUAAAUCUCCAGAAAAAUAUCGUGGAUAUACAGAAAGAGAUAACAAAAUUAGAAUAUGAAGUCAGAGAUUUCAUGGAUGAGAAUUAUGAUGAAUUUAGUGCGAAGUUAACACGAGAUGUACACUUGGUUAAGAAAACUGAGCAACUAUUGGAGGAAAUAAACAUCUUGCAGAGCAGAAUAAAUGAUCAGAUCAAGGUAGAACUGUCAGGUUCAACGAAGGAAUUGAAGAGUUUGUCCCAGAUGUUGAAAGAGUCAAAUAUCAGCCUGCAACUGUCUCAUCAGCUGAUAGAGCUGCACGAAUGCAUGAAAUCCAUAAGAAAGUUGCAAGAAGAAAAGCGGUUUGUGGACACUACCAAGACUCUGCUGCAGAUGCACUCUUUGCUGAACAACCCCAACAGCGUUGUGCACGAUCUCGAGAUCUACACUGCGAUCAAAAACGAAUACUGCGAGCUUUUCCGCUCGUGCUUAACGGAAAUAUCCAGGCUGUUGCGCGACCGAAUCUGCUGGAGUAGCGAUGUGAAAGACGGCAAAACGAUCACUUCCGUCACCAUCAAGAGCGAAUACGACGACAUACAAGAGCUGAUACAAGGCUUGCAUAUCAUUGAUCAUCUCGAGAACGAACUGAAGACGUUCUCCACGAAACUGAUGGAGCACAUCAUUAACCCCGUCAUUCACGACCACUGCUCGGUCUACGUCGUCAAGGAGAAAGUAUUUACCGUCGACAUAUUGGAGAGAAAGAAGAUGCCGUGCUAUAAGGGUGUAUUGUACAAUCUAAAGCUGCUCUUCAAGUUCCUCCAUCAGCACUUGAAUUUGAAAGUCGCGGACGACGAGACUUUCUUGAAAAGGAUGCAGCCACAUCUACUAGAGCAGUUGUCGCACUCGUUAACAACGGAUUGCAUCUCGCACACUAUCCCGACUUCUAACGCUGAUCUGAAGAACUUCGAGCCUGUCGUCGAGGCGAUUAACGAAUUUCAAGAUUACCUAGUGGAAAUCGAAUUUCUCUCCAAGGACCAGCUCUUCUUAUCGGAAUACACGAACAACAUCGACAAACUAUUCAUCGACAGAAUAUGUCAAGAUCUAUUGGUAAAGGUUCGAAAUAUCAUCAAGAAGGAUCUGCACGAUUCUGUGCGAUAUGAGCCGCAGGAGCCACCGAAACUUAUGAGCAAAGCAUUCGAAGACGAUCGUGAGUUGACCAUCGAAAAGAAACUGAGCGAUAUGUCGUUCCAAUUACCCAGAUGUCAGAUAAGCAAGAGCGCAAUGGAGACACUGGAGUUAGCGAGGACGAUAUUGGACGAAGCCCGUGAUAGCUCGGACGCUUGCGCCGUUCGGUUAUUUUACACCUGUAGAAACGUGUUCGGGAUGUAUGCCUGGCUAGUCCCAGAACAUCAUAGAAAAUUUCUGGAUACGAUACCGCAGCAAGUCGCUCUGUUUCACAACAAUUGCAUGUACCUCGCUCACCACCUGCUCACGUUGGCGCAUGACUACAGAGAUAAGUUCUCGAAGAACUUGCAAAAGUUGAACCUGACAUUUGCGGAUCAAGUCACGGUACUGCGAGACGUCGGUUCGCGGUAUUUCCUGGAACAUAUGAGGUAUCAGAGAAACAUCAUCUUCGACAUCAUCAAAGACUCGGGAUUUACGUCAUUGGGUCAAACGCCCGAGUUACAUCCCAGCACGGAGCGUGCAUUGAGACAAUGUAUCAGACAAUUGGAACUGCUGAAGACAGUCUGGCUGGACGUGUUGCCUAUCAAUGUUUACUGCAAAGCUGUCGGUUGCAUAACAAAUUCCAUGGUUGACGACCUGGUGACGAAGGUAAUAUCCGUCGAAGAUAUUCCGGUUGAUGUAGCAAGAGAACUGGUGGUUCUGUUCAAUGUGGUGGUGAAACGGGCGCCGCAGAUAUUCCCGGAUCCGAGUAAAAUUCAGCGGCACGUACGCAAGUGGGGCAAGUUUUUGGAACUGAUCAGGCUACUCGGCGCGUCACUGAAAGAGAUCGAGGUCAGAUGGGGAAAUGGGAAAGGACCUUUGGCGCAGGAGUUUACCGCUCCGCAGGUAAAGCAACUAAUUCGCGCGUUAUUCCAAAACACCGACCGAAGAUCUAAUCUCUUAGCUUCCAUAAGAUAAAAGUGUAAGACACAUAGAUUUAGGAGUUUAUGAAAUAAGGAAUAAAAACAGCCGACGUUUAUGUAUCAUAACAUUCUGCGUGAAAAUUUAAUAUGUGUAUGAGAUGUACCACACGUGGCAACCGCCUAGAAAAUGUCUUUCGCGGAUUUUCGUUGCAUUCGACCUUCCGAGUUCAUUGGACAUUCAAUUUUUUAUAUAUUUUUGUACGAAGAAACAGAUGUAUCGAAAAUAAAGCACUGAAUAUACCGGAUAAAUUUG
This is a messenger RNA of Odontomachus brunneus, 2725 nucleotides long. It is a transcript of the gene Zw10, whose product is annotated as centromere/kinetochore protein zw10 homolog. The record is from RefSeq and is a predicted model, not a curated record. Gene Ontology annotation, biological process: endoplasmic reticulum to Golgi vesicle-mediated transport; mitotic cell cycle; mitotic spindle assembly checkpoint signaling. The coding region runs from base 299 to 2467 and encodes 722 amino acids. Gene Ontology annotation, cellular component: nucleus; RZZ complex; chromosome, centromeric region. The transcript is spliced from 11 exons. Lineage: Eukaryota; Metazoa; Arthropoda; Insecta; Hymenoptera; Formicidae.